This is a messenger RNA of Eucalyptus grandis, 1843 nucleotides long. RefSeq lists its product as hypothetical. Gene Ontology annotation, cellular component: Fanconi anaemia nuclear complex. Lineage: Eukaryota; Viridiplantae; Streptophyta; Magnoliopsida; Myrtales; Myrtaceae. The record is from RefSeq and is a predicted model, not a curated record. Gene Ontology annotation, biological process: interstrand cross-link repair.
GUUUUCCUUUUGGCACGGCACAAUCAAUUUUUUCUGACCAUCAGACUCUAUUAUGGAUUUUUUGCUCCACUCCAUGAGGCCCUCUUAUCUCUUCCUUCUUCCAGCACAGUGAUUGGUUCACUACCGUCGCCGGCGGCGCGUGCGCCUCGCCCCACGCGCGGGCGGAUCUCCGCGCUUCUGUCUCGCGGCAAAUCAUGUCCCGAAAAGGACCGAGGCCAAUAUCCCCAGCCGCAUCGCGAGAGAGUCACGGCACGCGCCUCUUAACGCUACAAACAUUCGGCUGCGCGAGUUUCCCGCCCCGCGUCGCGAAAGUUCUCGCGGGAAACGAACGGGCGCCGCCGCCGGAAAAUGGAGCCGUGGACGCCGCUGUUCGGCAUAUUCCUCAGCUCUCCGACGCCGGAGACCGACGCGUCCCGGUGGCUGCAGGAGUCUUUCUCGCCGUCCUCGACCUCGGCGGCCGCCGCGCCCAUCACCACCGCCUCCUUCCUGUCGCUGCUCGCGAAGGCGCACGACGCCGCCGUUCGUUCGUUGCUCUGUAGGGUCAUGUUCAUACAGACUUUGCCCGCCAUGGUGCAAUCCCGGAUUCUGUCGUUCCUCGCUCUCAAGCACCGGAGAUUCCGCGCCGCGGACUUGUCGGGUCUUGCCCGCGGCAUUCUGGGUGGCGGCGAAGAGGUGGAUUUUUGGGUAGAGAAGGCUGCCCGGCACCUGCUCGACGUAUUACCCGAAUCAAGUUAUGAGGGAAUAUCUCGAUUGGGUUUGGAUUCGGGGGGAGAAAGAAGUGGUGAUGAGUUCGGGGCGGUACCGGCUUGGCUGAAGAAUGAGGUGGCUGCCACUCGUGUGCUUCUGCCUUGGCUUCCUGUGUCGCUGGAUGAGUUCAACUCGGCGGAGUCUUUCCCGGACGGUGAGAAGAAUGAGGAGUUGUCAAGCGAGGCUGGAGAAAUUGAAGCGGAACCUAUGGAUGAAGAUGUGGAAGGCGUUGAGAUUUGUGAUUCCCUGGGAGUUCCCCUCGAACCUGAAAUUCAGGACGAGGCAAUGAGUUUGAGGGCUCAGAUUGCAAAUUUCGAAUCUACUAGCAGAACUGUUGCCUUAGCAAAUGCAAUCCACGAAAUCUGCCUGGGGAAAGGGUUAAAUUCUGUUCAAGUUCUGGAAUUGAUUGAACCUUGGAAAGCAGAUGACGAGGCGGCUUCAAUUCUGAUUUCCCACCUCACAGAUGGAAGCGAAAAGGAGUUUACUUGGCCAAGCCUUGCUCUCUGCUCCGUUAUCCUUCCUAGACUAUUGGUUCUUGAAGGUCCAGUAACUCGUGUGCUAUUAACUGCGACAAUAGAAUACUGCAAGCUUCAUCAGAAGGCCACAGAAUAUGCGCUGUUAUUACCGCUUAUGAUGCGAAAGGAGGGCAUAAAUAACCCCGUCUGCGAGGCUAUUACUAGGAUCAUCAAGGAAUGCUUGCAUCCAGCUCAUGUCACGGCCUUCUGCCACAAACUGUUGUGUGAUGGGAAAAAUAACAAGAGAUUCGUAUGCUUACCAUCUCACCAAUGCCUAAUAUCCCCUGAACUGGUAUGGACAGAAUCCUUGUUCAAUCUGUUUCAGAACUUAUUGAAUUAUAAUAUUCAUCUGACCCAGGGGUCAGUUGAUUGUAUUAUUGACUCAGUACAGAAGUUGUCUUUAAGGUUCUCAAAAUCUUUGAAGUUUGGAAAUUUUUUACUAUGUUUAGUCACCAAAUGUUCUUCAUCAUUGAAGUCCCAUAAACAGUCAUUGACUAAAGCAGUUGAAUGUACCAAUACUCUGGUGACAAAAUCCAUUUUGUCAAAGUUAUCAAACUUAUAGGCCUUAUUUGUAUUUUCCA